AUGUCAUCAUCACUCUUAUCGACUGGCCUCAAGGCCUUUUCAAUCUUUUCCAUGGCUACAGGUACAGCAGAUGUUAUUGCCGGACAUAAGCUUCUUAUUCCCGCCUCUGAACGAGCUCUGCUGCCGAGAUCAACACUCUCUGUAGUAGACAACCAACUACGCUUCCUGGGAGCUACCUGGGGAGGAUGCGGCGCGAUUUUGUGGUGGGUCAGCAAUGAUCUCCAAGCGAGACAGUCUCCUCUGGCAAUACUCGGAGUUGUUAUCUUUAUUGCCGGUAUCGGUCGGACUGUUUCGGGGUUGAGUCUUGGCUGGGGUGCAUCAUGGCUCAAGGUUGCUGCGGGAGUUGAGCUCAUUGUUCCACCUUUGAUCUAUCUGUUUGGGUUCUAA
Fusarium poae is the source of this 387-nucleotide messenger RNA. RefSeq lists its product as uncharacterized. The record is from RefSeq and is a predicted model, not a curated record. The coding region runs from base 1 to 387 and encodes 128 amino acids. The transcript has a single exon. Lineage: Eukaryota; Fungi; Ascomycota; Sordariomycetes; Hypocreales; Nectriaceae.